Molecule: messenger RNA, 2760 nt
Organism: Aspergillus clavatus NRRL 1
Lineage: Eukaryota; Fungi; Ascomycota; Eurotiomycetes; Eurotiales; Aspergillaceae
Product: dynamin-related GTPase MGM1
Exons: 3
Coding region: 1-2760 (919 amino acids)
Cellular component (GO): membrane; cytoplasm; microtubule
Molecular function (GO): GTPase activity; microtubule binding; GTP binding
Source: RefSeq, a predicted model, not a curated record
AUGAGCGGGAGAAUCCUCUCGCAUCGUCUGAUUCCGCUCUUGCGGACGGGCCGCCUAGCCCGCCAUGUCCAUAAUGCAGGCGCAAGAACAGGAGGGCUUCUGCGCUCGGAGGGAGGGGCUGCGCUUCGACGCCGUGCCUGGCCUGCCGGAGCGUAUGCCAUCCACAAUGUCCCAGCUGUGCGGACCAUAUCAUUUGCACGGAUGCUUCCGAAGCUGGCAAUGAAGCUAGUCAGAGUACCAGCUAUGUUUGGAGGAGCUAUGAUUGCUGGCUUUGCCUAUAUUCAGUACCAAGCUGCACAAGCAGGGAAUUACGCAAUUGACAUCUUUAAACGAACGGGAGAGACUGUCGGCGGUGCUGCUUCAAGCUUCUUCCAAGAAUUGCAGAACGUUGCCGACCAAACACAGCGAGGAUGGCAAAAAUCCACCGAAGAUAUCGAAGUACCCGAAUGGUUGCAAAAGAUUUUUCGCCUAAAUGAAGACCCUCAGGGUGGCAAUGAUGGAUCGUCUGGAGGAGGAGAAUCCCCGAAACAGAGUCGAAGCGGCGUGGCGGCCGCUGGCGCAGCUACUGGCGCAGCUUUUGGUUACAACCAGUCUGACGAGGAAGACUUUCGACGUGCAAGAGAGAUAGCAGAGGACGACCAGAUGAUGCUCCUUACGCGGAAGAUGAUCGAGAUCAGAAACAUCCUUCAGACCGUCGGCCAAUCCGGCACCCUGACCUUGCCAUCAAUAGUGGUCAUCGGGUCGCAGUCAUCUGGCAAGAGCUCCGUCUUGGAGGCGAUUGUUGGACACGAGUUCCUUCCUAAAGGUUCCAAUAUGGUCACUCGGCGCCCAAUCGAACUCACUCUGGUCAACACGCCGAACUCACAGUCGGAGUACGGGGAAUUUCCAGCUCUCGGCUUGGGAAAAAUCACGGAUUUCUCACAGAUUCAGCGGACUUUGACCGAUCUGAAUCUCGCGGUGCCGGAGAGGGACUGCGUCUCGGACGACCCUAUUCAGCUCACCAUCCAUUCACCUAAUGUCCCCGACCUCUCCUUGAUUGAUCUACCGGGUUACAUCCAGGUUGCCGGCAAGGAUCAGCCACUGGAGCUGAAGCAGAAAAUAUCCGACCUCUGUGACAAAUAUAUUCAACCUCCUAACGUCAUUCUUGCAAUCUCCGCGGCAGAUGUCGACCUAGCUAAUUCUACUGCCUUGAGAGCAAGCCGUCGGGUGGACCCCAGAGGCGAAAGGACAAUUGGAGUCAUCACGAAGAUGGACCUCGUCGAUCCGGAGAGGGGCCAGAGUAUUCUCUCGGAUCAAAAGUACCCUCUCCGUUUGGGCUACGUUGGCGUCGUGUCUCGAAUUCCUCAGACAACCGCUCUUUUCUCUAGAGGUAGCGGAAACAUUACUAGUGCCAUUCUCAAGAAUGAGAAUGCUUACUUUUCUGCUCAUCCAUCUGAAUUCGGCCCUCAGUCUGGUGUUUCGGUGGGCGUCACCACAUUGCGGAGCAAGCUCAUGCACGUUCUGGAACAGACCAUGGCAUCAGGCCUAGCAGGUACUAGGGAUGCCAUCAGCCAAGAACUAGAGGAAGCAACAUACGAGUUCAAAGUGCAGUAUAAUGAUCGGCCACUCAGUGCCGAGUCAUAUCUUGCUGAGAGCCUGGACAGCUUCAAGCAUUCCUUCAAGGCGUUUGCUGAAAACUUUGGUCGACCUCAAGUUCGCGAGAUGCUGAAGAACGAACUGGACCAACGUGUUAUGGACAUUCUGGCACAGAGAUAUUGGAACAAACCAAUCGAGUACCUGGCUGCAUCGAUGCCGGAAUUAGACCCUCUCAGCGACCUUCCAAAGGCGGAUCCAGACUCACAAUAUUGGCGGCGUAAGCUCGAUGCGUCGACCUCGUCCCUGACGAAAUUGGGAAUAGGCAGGCUCGCCACUACAGUGGUUGCCAGCGCCAUCCAAAACCAUGUUGAUAGAUUAUUGGCCAACUCCACCUUCGCGAACCAUCCAUAUGCGCAGAGGCAGAUCGUGGAAGCGUGUACCAGCAUUCUAAAUGAUCGGUUCUUCAGCACCAGCGAUCAGGUUGAGAACUGUAUCAAGCCUUACAAGUUCGAGAUUGAAGUGGAAGACCCCGAGUGGGCAAAGGGGAGGGAGAACAUCAGUCGAGUGCUAAAGGAAGAGCUUAAAGCCUGCGAAUCUGCUUAUCGGCAUGUUGAAGACGCUGUUGGAAAGAGGAAGUUCAAAGACGUGAUGUCGUUUGUCGACAGAGUCCGCAAGGGCGAGGCUGUCCUAGAAGGCGAUGGCGGUGGCGGCGCUGGUGGGUUUAGUUCCGCCUUGCUGGAUAAAGGCCGGGAAGGUGUCUUCUUACGUGACCGCGCCGAUCUGAUCAAAAUGCGUCUUCUCGCGAUCCGUUCCAAACAAUGCGCCUCGAAGAAGAACAAGUACUACUGCCCAGAAGUCUUCCUUGACGUUGUUGCCGACAAGCUCACAUCCACUGCCGUCCUUUUCCUUAACGUUGAGCUCCUCUCCGAAUUCUACUACAACUUUCCCCGCGAACUGGACAUGAGACUCGGCCGGCACCUCUCCGACGCCGAGGUGGAGCGCUUCGCCCGCGAAGACCCGCGCAUCCGGAAACAUCUCGACGUCAUCCGCAAGAAGGAGCUCCUCGAAUUGGCCCUGCAGAAGAUCGAAAGCAUCCGGCAGCUGGAUGGUCGGACUAAGCAACGAAACGGGGACCGUCCGUUGGUUAACAAGGAGCAAAGGAGCCGUGGGUGGAACAUAUUCUAA